GUUCCAACGCGGCUGUGCCACCUGCGAGACAUGACUUCAGUUACUUGUAUCAGCCAAACGUUUCUGAGCUGGCAUCGGGGACCACGAUCAAUCGUUGUAUUGCUGUCCGAACACAACACUCAAUCAGUCGGUCAAAAAAGCAGUCGCACGGACCAUGCCACGCAAGCCACGCCUCCUCAGCGAGACUGAACUCCGGCGCUUCGAGGACCGCGCCGACGAGAACGCCAAGCUCGCGGAUUGCUGGGCCAGUGACCAGGUCGUCAUCAUCGCGUGCGAGCCCACGAGCGCCUACAAGACGGCACGUGUCUCCGUCCUGCCGGCCCUCCAGCUCGACAUUCUGUCCCCGGCCGCGAAUCCGGUGCUGCCCUCCCUCACCAGUGCGGCGCGUCCCUCGCGGCACUUCUGCCGACGGACGAUUCGGCUGCUGGAGCGGCCUAACGGUAAGAGGGACGAUGUCUACCGGCCGCAGCCGUUUGUAUCGGACACAGGCGUGUACCACAGGUACGAGAUGUACAUCGAGGACGCCAGGGCGAAGGCGCAGGCGGUUUUCGACGAGCUGCGCGCGGGGUACGCCUCUGUCUGCGUUGCGAGCUGUUACAUCGACAAGACGGCGGCCGGGUUCGAGACCUUUGGCGUCAGGGUCCCACCGACGACGGUGUUUGUCGAUUUGAUCAAGGUGUUGGAACAUCAGACGAAGGGGAGCGGGAUCCCGGAGGAGUUGAGGUCGGACGAGGCCGAGAACGUGACGGAGCGGAGGGGAAGAUACGGCGGGCACCCCAGCGGUUUUGUGGAUCGUUAUGGCAUGUAUACUGUUCGGCUGCUGGAGCUGCUUGGCCCCGCGGCCGAGGACCACCGGCUGGAUUUCAGAAGGGUUGAGAGGGAAGACACGGCGUUGAAGAGGAUUGCGGCUAGGUUUCGGAACGGAUAGGCGGAAGGUGGGCGGGGGGCGGUGGUUUAAAGGGUUCGGUGAGCGACACUCAACGAAGACCAGAGAUAAUUCCCACCGUGGCCGGCUCAUCAUUCCAUUGCCAUGGCAGUUUGUUGUCGGCGAGGCAGCUGCUCAUCCCUGCGCCGGGCCGUACCUGUAGCAUAUCUUCGUUCA
Colletotrichum destructivum is the source of this 1102-nucleotide messenger RNA. RefSeq lists its product as uncharacterized. The record is from RefSeq and is a predicted model, not a curated record. Bases 155 to 928 code for a protein of 257 amino acids. The transcript has a single exon. NCBI's taxonomy places the organism in Eukaryota, Fungi, Ascomycota, Sordariomycetes, Glomerellales, Glomerellaceae.